UGCUGGGAGCGAUUCUGCUGAUGGUGAGGCCGUCCUGUGUGGCAUGGAAAUGCAUCUGCAGCAGAGAUCUCCAGGCUGACAGCAUAGCAGGCUGCAUGGGGCUCUGAGUGCCAGCAGAAACUCCGGGUGCCAGAAUCCUAAGAAAAUCCUGAAGGUGCAGAAGGGGAAAUUCCUGUGAGGCAGCACAGAACAACCUGAGAUUGAUCCUGGUGAGGCUCUGGGACAUUUGAAAGUGAUUUGGAGAGCGAAGUCUGUGAUGGACACCGAAGCAAAGCCGGCGUGUAUUGCGCCGCAGACUCACUGCCCAGGAAUGAAGCGCCCUCCUUCAGAGGACUUUCCUCCUCAGAUAAGACUGUCUGAAAAGAUUCCACCGGUGAAGCCUUGCUUCAAGAAGAAACAGCAAGUGCAGAAGAGACUGGACACACAAACUCUCCGGGCUUUGCGGCCAAUCUUUACCAGUUUGCUGGGAUCUGGGACCUUGGAUAGAGUUUUUGUGCCUCGAGGACAAGGAGGGGAUCAUAGUGAUUUGUGUGAACCUGCUGUGAAAAAGGCUCUGGAACUCGGUACUACUUGUCCCCAGCCAGAAAGUAAUGUGACUGUGCUGGUUCCAACAGCUCCAGACAUGCAGAGUCAAUUGCUGGGAGCUCAUCCUGUACCUGGGCAUCCUGAGCAGGAGGUGCAGUCAGGAGAGCAAAGCUUCUCAUCAGAAACUGCUCCUGGAACUGCUGCUGACACUAGUAAUGAAUCGUUCCAGGAUCGCCCUUUGCACCCAUCUUCUAGCGAUGGUGCUGCAUGUCCUUUGUUCCCAAGCAAGCUUCUGGAAAGCUACACAGCUGGCCUAUUCCAAGAGAAUAGCUGUCCAAUGCAAUACACUCUAAACUCAAGCAAUAAAUUCAGUGCUGGAAUAUUCCAGGAUAAAAGUGAGGAAGCUUCACUCGAUCUGGUAUUUGAGCUCUUGAACCAGCUGCAAUAUCACACCCAUCAGGAAGAUGGAAUAGAAAUCUGUGUUGAUUUUCUCCAGGGCGCUUGUGUUUAUGGCAAUGAUUGUCCAAAACAUCACACAGUGUUGCCCUAUCAUUGGCAGGUGAGAAGGACAGCAACCCAGAGUUGGCAGAGCGUGAGCAAUGAUUCCCAGGAGCAUCUGGAAAGACUCUACUGCAACCCUGACAAUGAUAGGAUCAAAGUGAAGUAUCGAGGACACGAAUUUUGGGUGGAUUUAAAUGUUAUGAAACUAUACGAAACUGUGGAGUUUGACCAAAUGCGGAGGCUGUCCACACCAUCCUGUCCCAACUCCAGCUCCAACUACUACACGGUCUGGAAGUACUUCUGCAGGGAUCAUUUCAUCUGGAGAGAAUACUCUGAGCCCGUUGUACGGCUGAUAGAAGAAGCCAGCUGCCGAGGUCUGAAGGAGGUCCGCUUUGUCACCUGGCAUAACCAGUACAUCUUAAACAUCAAAGAUGGCUUCCAGCAGAACGCGUGUUUCAGAAGAGAAAUCAAGAGGAGACCUCUUCUUCGCUCCUGCGUUGUGCUGAUGCCGUUCUUGCAGACUCUAGGAGGCAGUUCUCCAGUACCCUCUCCGUCAGCCGAACCGCUUUCCUCACAUGUCUUAUCUCCAACUGCUGUUACCUCUCCAAACUUCUAUCCUGAAACCUGGAUUAGUAUGGAUCCGUCUCAGGACUUCAUCCAAGUGCCUGUUUUGAAAGAAGAUAAAAGCUACAGAACCAUUUAUAACCUGUUUCACAAGACUGUGCCAGAGACCAAAUAUAAAAUUUUGAAAAUUCUCAGAGUGCAAAAUCAGUUUCUUUGGGAGAAAUAUAAAAGGAAAAAGGAAUAUAUGUCCAAGAAAAUGACUGGGCUUGACAGGAUAAUGAACGAAAGGCAUUUGUUCCACGGCACCUCCCAGGAUGUGGUGGAUGGUAUCUGCAAGCACAACUUCGACCCGCGCGUCUGCGGGAAGCACGCCACCAUGUUUGGACAGGGCAGUUACUUUGCCAGAAAGGCAAGCUACUCUCACAAUUUUUCCAAGAGGUCACCCAAAGGAGUUCAUUACAUGUUCCUGGCUAAAGUACUGACGGGGAGAUACACUGUGGGCAAUCACACCAUGAGGAGACCUCCGCCCGUCAACCCGGGCAGCAUCACCAGUGACCUCUAUGACUCUUGUGUGGACAAUUACUUUGAGCCUCAGAUUUUUGUCAUUUUUAAUGAUGAUCAGAGCUACCCUUAUUUUAUUAUCCAGUAUGAAGAAGUUAGCAACACUGUCUCCAUUUGAAAACUUGUGCUGCUAAAUUACUCUUAUUGACAUUUGUAGCAGUUUUUGUGAGGGAAAAAAAACCAACAUUACAGAACUGAAUAAAAUUACUUGUUUGCAAGGAGGUGACUCUAAAAAUGUAGAAGGAAGAUCUGAAGUGACCAACUGUGCAUUUGCUGUUUGAUUACGUAUGUGCAAACUGUAAAUAUUUUUCCAUUGUUUAUAGUUGAAAAUCUGUGCCUUUUGUUAUAAAACACUGUUUAUUUAUGUUAGUAAACAUUCAUGUUUAAAA
Molecule: messenger RNA, 2540 nt
Organism: Centrocercus urophasianus (Greater sage-grouse)
Lineage: Eukaryota; Metazoa; Chordata; Aves; Galliformes; Phasianidae
Gene: TIPARP
Product: TCDD inducible poly(ADP-ribose) polymerase
Exons: 7
Coding region: 257-2269 (670 amino acids)
Molecular function (GO): NAD+ poly-ADP-ribosyltransferase activity; zinc ion binding
Source: RefSeq, a predicted model, not a curated record